Molecule: messenger RNA, 1711 nt
Organism: Nicotiana tabacum (common tobacco)
Lineage: Eukaryota; Viridiplantae; Streptophyta; Magnoliopsida; Solanales; Solanaceae
Source: RefSeq, a predicted model, not a curated record
UUUCAAAAUUCUGAUCAAUCCAACUGUAGCUACUUCAUACUUUUUGCUGUAUCAAAUGUGUGAAUAAAGUGUGCGAAUUCAAGAGAAUUAGAAAUAAAAAAAGUAAAAAAGAAGUAAGAAAAGGAAAUGGAGAACGGAGAAGUAGACAACAGAGGAGUUAGCUCGUCGGAAACCGUCAACGGCGGCGAAGAUGUAUUUAGUUCUAAAGAAUCCGAUGCUUCCACCGCCGAUCAUCUUGUUAUGAUGGUCCACGGUAUUCUCGGAAGUGCCUCGGACUGGAAGUUUGGUGCUGAGCAGUUUGUUCGGAAUCUUCCUGACAAAGUUUUUGUUCAUUGCAGUGAACGCAAUAUGGCUAAACUAACAUUGGAUGGAGUGGAUGUAAUGGGCGAGCGGUUGGCUGAGGAGGUUCUUGAAGUGAUCAAAAGAAAGCCAGGUUUGAAGAAAAUUUCUUUUGUUGCACAUUCUGUUGGAGGAGUAGUGGCAAGAUAUGCAAUUGGGAAAUUAUAUAGACCUCCAAGAAUGGAGAAUGUGAAGAAGUUCUCAGCCGAUGCCAGUGAAGAAGGGUCAAAGGGCACAAUAGCGGGCCUGGAACCAAUAAAUUUUAUCACUGUCGCAUCACCUCAUCUGGGUUCAAGGGGUAACAAGCAGGUGCCAUUUCUUUUUGGUGUAACUGCCUUUGAGAAAGCUGCCGGUCUUGUUGUUCAUUGGAUAUUCAAGAGAACUGGUCGACACCUUUUUCUUAAUGAAGAUGAAGGAAAGACUCCAUUACUGAGGCGGAUGGUGGAAGAUGAUGGUGAAUUACACUUUAUGUCUGCGUUGGGUUCAUUCAAGCGAAGGGUCGCAUAUUCAAAUGUUGGUUAUGAUCAUAUUGUAGGUUGGAGAACAUCAUCAAUUAGACGUAAUACUGAACUGCCCAAGUGGGAGGACUCCUUAAAUGAAAAGUAUCCUCACAUUGUGUAUGAAGAACAUUGCAAGGCGUGCGAUAGUGAGCAGAGUGAAUCUGUUGUAAAGGAAGAUGAUUGUUUUGACAAGCUAGAAGAGGAAUUGGUGACUGGUUUGUCUCGGGUGUCUUGGGAGAAAGUAGAUGUCAGCUUUCACAGCAGCAGGCUCAGAUUUGCUGCACAUAGUGUUAUUCAGGUGGAUGCUUCCAGUGGUCACAUAUACAAAACCAAAUACACAAGGAAACACUUUUUGUCCACCAUAUAAUGUCGAUGAGAGCUGAGCUGUUGUAAAGGUGUUAUUUGUCUUGUUGUUUACCAUGUAACGUUGAUCAGACUUGAGUUGUAGAACCUGUAAAGGUGUACAUCUUCAGAAUUUGGCUACUUUUAUGUUUAUAGCUUCAAGAGCAUUUGUGCACUAAUUUCUGAGUAAAUAUGUUUGUACUAGGGUAUAUUUUAGGCUUGGAGACUGAUGGUGAUAGGAACAACUUAGUAAUGAAUUUCAUGCCCUUUUAAAUCUUCAAAGUUGGCUACUUUUAUGCCUAUUAGGCUAUACAGCGUCAAGGCAUUUGUGCACAGAUUGCUGAGUUAUUAGGUUUUUAUGGGUAAUUUAUUGACAAAGAGUGGUCGUGGUGGGAAAAGCUUCUGUAAAAUUUUGACAUCCUUGGAGGAGCGUUUCUUCUGCAAGUUACGCGUGGUUCAUAUCUGCCGAAGUUUAAACCAGCUAUGCUAAAGGCACUAACACAGUACUACUUAUAUGUUUUUGGCGUCUG